This is a messenger RNA of Phanerochaete carnosa HHB-10118-sp, 902 nucleotides long. RefSeq lists its product as uncharacterized. Gene Ontology annotation, cellular component: actin cortical patch; medial cortex; Rvs161p-Rvs167p complex. The coding region runs from base 25 to 819 and encodes 264 amino acids. The record is from RefSeq and is a predicted model, not a curated record. Gene Ontology annotation, molecular function: protein binding; lipid binding. Lineage: Eukaryota; Fungi; Basidiomycota; Agaricomycetes; Polyporales; Phanerochaetaceae. Gene Ontology annotation, biological process: plasma membrane tubulation; actin filament organization; endocytosis. The transcript is spliced from 8 exons.
CCACCUUCCCGACAUUCAGGCAACAUGAGUUGGUCUGGCUUCAAGAAGUCUAUGAACCGUGCGGGGACUACCCUCCUGCAAAAGACGGGUCAGAUUGAGCGCACUAUCGAUCGGGAAUUUACGGACGAAGAGGUCAAGUACAAGACCUAUGAGAAGGAGUGUCAGGCUCUGCACAAGGAUAGCAAGGCCUUCAUCGAUGCCAUGCGAGCAAUGACCUCUGCGCAAGCACGUCUCGCGGACACCAUCGACGUCUUCUACGGUGCAGCUGACAAGUCAUCGGAGGGAGCCAUGGCUGCCCACGCCUACAAGCGAGCGGUAGAGGAGCUGGAUACUGGAAUUGGAAGGGAGAUGGACGCUCCGUACAGGCAAACGAUCAUGGAGCCUCUGGGCAAGAUGAACGCGUACUUCCCCGUAGUGAAUGAGCAUAUCGGCAAGCGCAACAAGAAGCUGCUCGAUUACGAUGCUGCACGCAGCAGACUCAACAAAAUUAUUGCCAAGCCAAGCGAAGACCCAACCAAGCUACCCAAGGCACAGCAAGAACACGACGAUGCCAAGGAAGUUUUUGACAUGCUCAACGAGCAGCUCAUCGCCGAAUUGCCUCAGCUGCUGGAGCUGCGUGUACCUUUCUUCGACCCAAGCUUCGAGGCCAUGAUCCGGAUGCAGUGCAAGUUCGCCGAGGAGGGCUAUGAGAAGCUGAGCGCCGUGCAACGGUACUUCUCGGACAGCGUGCGCGACGACUAUGCCGCGGGCCAGCUGGAUGCGCAGGUGGAAGGUGUGCUGCAGGAGAUGCGCGAGCUCUCGAUAUGCGGCGCGAGCUGAAGGAUUGGGCGGACUGUAGCAGUAGUAGACAUGAACGCUUGGAUUACCUAUGUAGCAUGCAUUACGGAUACGAUACUCUUCUC